Messenger RNA from Tupaia belangeri chinensis (Chinese tree shrew), 635 nucleotides. It is a transcript of the gene XTBD1, whose product is annotated as XRN2 binding domain containing 1. NCBI's taxonomy places the organism in Eukaryota, Metazoa, Chordata, Mammalia, Scandentia, Tupaiidae. The record is from RefSeq and is a predicted model, not a curated record.
AGCAGUUCCGCUCCUACUCGGAGAGCGAGAAGCAAUGGAAGGCCCGCAUGGAGUUCAUUCUGCGCCACCUGCCCGACUACCGCGACCCGCCGGACGGCGGCGGUCGCCUGGACCAGCUGCUGUCCCUCUCCAUGGUCUGGGCCAACCACCUCUUCCUGGGCUGCAGUUACAAUAAAGACCUGUUAGACAAGGUGAUGGAAAUGGCUGAUGGGAUUGAAGUGGAAGACUUGCCACAGUUUACUACCAGAAGUGAAUUAAUGAAAAAGCAUCAGAGCUAAGGCAGAAGAUUUAUCACGUUUUCAUCAGCAGCUACAGGCUUGGGAAGGAGUCUGGAAUGAAUGACCCUGACACAACAGCACGGGUGUCACGAAUGUGAAGACAGCUGGAACGAAAAGGAGUCUCUAGAUCGGCUUUCCAAAGUUCUCACUCUUCAGUAGCUAUCACUGUCAACGUACACAUGGGUAUUUAUGUAUUUAUAAAUCAUGCACUCUAACAUUGUAAAAGCCGUCUUUUCUAUUUUCAGUUUUCACAUGUCAAAUGUUUUGUUUUAAAUGCCCUUUUUUUAUGUUGAUGUAAUAAGGACAGGUAAUGAAUUUUAUAGUUUGGAUUUUUCAACAAUGUAUCUUCAAGUGUGA